AUGGGCAACUGUGUUAACAAAAGUGAUGAAAACAACUCAUCAUGCUGGUGUUCUGAACAACAGACUUAUACCCACUCACUGCUUUUUUCUACUGUGUACCUAGUGAUGUUUGUCGUAGGAUCUACUGGAAAUAUUUUGCUUAUCCGGGCACUUGUUUGCACUAAGAAACAGAAGAGGUUCUUUGACUGCAUUUUCAUAAACUUGGCAGUGGCUAACAUCCUCUGUCUUCUUAUGUUGCCACUUUUGGCCACUCAGUCUUUACAUUCAGACUGUCAUAUUUGUGGAAGAUCAACGUGCAUGAUCAGUAGUUAUGUCACUUUUACUGCAACAUAUGCCGCCACCUUUUGUCUGCUUAGCCUGAGUAUCAAUUGUUGGAUGGCUAUUUUAUACCCCAUAAUUUCACAAAAAGAACGUCGACAAAGCACAAUUCUAGUAGCGAGCUUUGUUAUAUGGAUUAUGGCAUUUCUACUAGCAAUUCCACACGCAGUAUUCCAAAAAGCAAAGGAGGGUGAUGGUGCUGUGUGCACAUUGGAUUUCAAUUCUCUUUAUGUCUUGUCUCCCAUGUUAGAGACCAGUAAAAAUGAUUCAGUUCCAUGUUUUGAGGCAGUUUUCAAGCUGAUCUUAACCAUCAUCACAUUUGCCAUACCUGUCAUUCUAAUGGUUAUUUUUCUUGUUUCUGCUGUUAGUGUUGCUCGGUGUAGUGAGAAAAGCAAGGUUGAAGACUUCAGAGCUCGGACCCUUCUAACUAUUGUUUCUGCUCUUCUGGUGGUAUUUCUCAUUUGCUGGUCUCCAUUUCAUGUCAUCAGUACUUGGACUGCUGCAAUGCAGCUGACACUUGAACCUGCUCCCAGCAGUCUCUGCUGCAUACUUAGUAGAAUUCAUCAGUAUGUAGUACACCUGAGCAACAUUUAUGCUGCACUAAAUCCGUUUGUAUAUGUGGCUUUUGAUCCUCGAUUCAGAGCAGAGUGCUGGGCUACACUGACAUGUAGAAGAUGUUAA
Molecule: messenger RNA, 999 nt
Organism: Protopterus annectens (West African lungfish)
Lineage: Eukaryota; Metazoa; Chordata; Ceratodontiformes; Protopteridae
Product: apelin receptor A-like
Exons: 1
Coding region: 1-999 (332 amino acids)
Biological process (GO): G protein-coupled receptor signaling pathway
Cellular component (GO): membrane
Molecular function (GO): G protein-coupled receptor activity
Source: RefSeq, a predicted model, not a curated record